Molecule: messenger RNA, 2454 nt
Organism: Sipha flava (yellow sugarcane aphid)
Lineage: Eukaryota; Metazoa; Arthropoda; Insecta; Hemiptera; Aphididae
Gene: shaker
Product: potassium voltage-gated channel protein Shaker
Exons: 8
Coding region: 482-2197 (571 amino acids)
Biological process (GO): potassium ion transmembrane transport; protein homooligomerization
Cellular component (GO): membrane; voltage-gated potassium channel complex
Molecular function (GO): protein binding; delayed rectifier potassium channel activity
Source: RefSeq, a predicted model, not a curated record
CGGGAUUCGACGAGCUUGUUGCUUGCGGUCCGCGCGGCCCUCGUCGUCGUCGUCGUCGUCGCGGUCGUCUCCACCGACGUCGUGUCAGUGCGAUUCCGUUUCGCCGGUCGUCGGCAGUGGUGCGCGCGCGAUAUCUCCGUCGCGAGGACAACACAACCGGCGACGCGGUAACGGCGGCAACGAUGAUCGUAGCGCUAUGACCGUUCCGCCGCCGGUGGUCGGUUACCGGUUCCGCGGGAAAUCAAAAGCCGCAGCGCCGGUGCUACGGCGCCGUGCCGUGGCCGCGUCCGGAGCGCGCCGUCGUCCCGUAGUGACGUGUCCCGAACGCUGCGACUGUUGUUGCCGCCGCCGCCGCCGCCGGGCGCACCGGACCGGGUAGCAGUGGCGACGCGAGUACCGGACGACUGAUAACGGGCGGGAAGCGGAAGAGAAAACGCAGAAAACAGCACACCGGUUAUAGUGGCGUCGGAGCGGGUGCCGCAUGGCUGCGGUGGCCGGUCUGUACGGUUUCGGCGACGAUUCCAGAACGGUGGCCGCUCGGUUCGUCGAGAGACAGCGGCUGGCCAACAGGGAUUCGCCCACGGACACGUCGCUGCCGAAACUCAGUACCCAAGACGAAGACGGCUGUGGUCCAGGGGCAAGUCUUGGCACAGGCCUCACACACGGUCAUCCUCAACACUGUUCGGGGAGCUCAACAUUCGAACCGAUACCGCACGAUCACGACUUUUGCGAAAGAGUUACAAUCAACGUGAGCGGUAUGAGGUUCGAGACGCAACUGCGGACGUUGAACCAGUUCCCGGACACGCUGCUGGGCGACCCGUGCCGGCGGAUGCGGUACUUUGACCCGCUGCGCAACGAGUAUUUCUUCGACAGGAACCGGCCGACGUUUGACGCCAUACUGUAUUAUUACCAGAGCGGCGGCCGUCUGAGGAGACCGACCACGGUGCCGUUGGACGUGUUCUCCGAGGAGAUUAAGUUCUACGAGCUCGGCGAACUGGCCACCAACAAAUUCAGGGAAGAAGAGGGUUUUAUAAAAGAAGAAGAAAAACCACUGCCAAAACCCGAGUUCCAACGGAAGGUGUGGCUGCUGUUCGAGUACCCGGAGAGCUCGCAAGCCGCCCGGGUGGUGGCCAUCAUAUCCGUGUUCGUCAUACUGCUGUCCAUUGUGAUAUUUUGCCUGGAAACGUUGCCAGAGUUCAAACACUAUAAGGUGUUCAACACGACGACGAAUGGCACAAAAAUCGAAGAAGACGAGGUGCCCGACAUCACUGACCCAUUCUUCCUGAUCGAGACCAUAUGCAUCGUGUGGUUCACGUUCGAGUUGUCCGUCCGUUUUCUCGCAUGUCCCAACAAGUUGCACUUCUUCAAGGACGUGAUGAACACGAUUGACAUAAUCGCCAUCAUACCGUAUUUCAUCACGCUGGCCACGGUCAUCGCGGAGGAGGAGGAUCCCACGAUGAACCUGCCCAAGGCGCCGCAGAAUCCGCAGGACAAGAGCACCAACCAGGCCAUGUCAUUGGCUAUACUCAGGGUCAUCCGGCUCGUGAGGGUUUUCAGGAUAUUCAAAUUGUCCCGACAUUCCAAGGGAUUGCAGAUUCUCGGACGCACACUGAAAGCCUCCAUGCGAGAACUGGGAUUGCUCAUUUUUUUCUUGUUUAUCGGUGUGGUGCUAUUCUCGAGCGCGGUGUACUUCGCUGAAGCCGGCUCAGAGAAUUCCUUCUUCAAGUCCAUCCCGGACGCAUUCUGGUGGGCUGUUGUUACCAUGACGACUGUGGGCUAUGGUGACAUGACACCAGUGGGCGUGUGGGGGAAAAUUGUCGGUUCGCUGUGUGCGAUUGCCGGUGUGCUCACAAUCGCACUGCCCGUGCCCGUCAUCGUGUCCAACUUCAACUAUUUCUAUCACAGAGAAACUGACCAAGAAGACAUGCAAUCGCAAAACUUCAACCACGUCACCAGCUGCCCUUAUCUUCCUGGUACUCUAGGUCAACACAUGGUGAAAUAUCCAUCGGGCGGCGACUCGACGUCGGAUCUGAUGGACCUGGAAUCUGCCGACAAUUGUCUGCUGGACACGGAGCUGGACGAACCACCCUUGUCGUUGCCGCCGCCGCAGCAGCCUAAAAAGUUUAACAGCUGCGCCACCGUGGUCAGGCUCAACAACAACAGCAUCAAGAGGUUCAGUGUCGAAACUGACGUCUGACUAGCAGUAUUCAAAUUGCAAUCCGGCGGCCGUCCAGGUCUCCAAACGCCUUUAAGGUGCUGUGCUGUGAUAGCUAAGAUGUUUCCUUCGUUAAGUUACCUCCGACAAGUUUAAUUAUAAUAUUUUUUUAAGCGAAUAAUAACGAUAUUAAAAAUUGUACUCAAAAUGUCUCUCCUUUGAGGGGAUAAUUUUCUAACUGAGCCAAUAUAAUAUACAAUUUAUUAUUAUGAUCCAUAAUCGUUAAAAAAAAAAAAAAA